Molecule: messenger RNA, 4154 nt
Organism: Meleagris gallopavo (turkey)
Lineage: Eukaryota; Metazoa; Chordata; Aves; Galliformes; Phasianidae
Gene: COLQ
Product: collagen like tail subunit of asymmetric acetylcholinesterase
Biological process (GO): extracellular matrix organization
Molecular function (GO): extracellular matrix structural constituent conferring tensile strength
Source: RefSeq, a predicted model, not a curated record
AAGGACUUCUGUUCUCAGAGCAGUGGCCUUCACUAUGUCAUGCAGCUCCCUCUGAAGGGAGCAGAAGCUUUCCAUUGACUUUAUGAGCCCAUGGGAAUAAUAAAGGCAUGAACUGCUUGGCUGAGCAGCAGGUUCACAGAGCAUAGAUAGCUCAGGGGCUGAAAAACAUACAUCUGUCAAGCUUCUCACACAGCGUAAGACAUGUUGCUAUGUGGUAGCACUUCUCCUUGGGAUCAUCUCUGUCACGUGAGCCAAUGCCCCAGAGGCCAGGAAGCAGCCCUGUGUGUGUGUGUGUCCUUGCCAUCUACUGUGGAGUGCCAAUUAUCACAAAGUCAUAUCAAAAAGCAUACAGCUACUGUCUGCUUUAUUUCUAAUCGACUUCAUUCUUCUCCAGCUGAAACUCUCAGCAGCUUUGCCAGCAAUUUCAGCUGGUAAGGGUGAUGCCUUAAAAGCAAAACAAACACCUGCACCUGCUGAUUGCAACAAGGGCUCUUCUUUCUGAUGACCUCAUGGUAGUUCCCCUAAAAACUAUGGUGAACUACAGCUACAUCAAACAAAGAGAUCUCUUCAAAUCUAAAUCUGAACGUCUGCUUUCAGGCUUUCUUUUGGAAGAUGGUGUGUUUGCCUCAGGUGUGCGCCUACAGAAGGAUAUCUGGCAUUGACUGAGUUGGUUUGAGUAAAGCAGGCUCAGGCUUUGGAGUGGUGGAGAUGUUAAGUCAAAAAACGAGAAGAAAGCUGACAAAACAUCUAUUUUCAAUCAGGUUUCCUCACUGAAGAACAGAUGGAACAAACGUUUCUAUUGAAAAAUGACUUCAAAGUUGACUUCUUUUGGAGUUCAGCAGCAGCCCUGGUUUUCUGUAUUGCUUCUGGCCAUUUCAGGAAGCACUUGUCCUUGUGAGGAAGAAAUAUUUUCCUUGUCCCUUCCUUAUUUUGUGUCACAAGGGUGAAUGUAGUUUGUGAUGGAAAUCCUUGCACUAUUCUUUACGCAAGAUGUCACUGCAUUAUUUUUUUUUACCUGAUCAUGCAUUUCCAUUCUAGUUCAAAGACCGAAGUACACAAGCUGAUAACGGAGUGGUGGAAGAAGGGAAAAAUAUGUCUCCUACUGUCUGAUCUUGAUUCUUCAUGGCACUAUUGGAUUCAUUAAUUUCCUUUUCAAGCAAUGUAUUUUGUACUGCAAACUUCUACCAAGUUUUCAGUUUCUACAAGACUGCAGGAAGAUUUCAGAGGGAUUUGAAAUUACUCAGUCACUGCUUCGAAUGAGUGUUGAGCUGGUCAAACAUUUUCAGAGGUGAAUCUUUUGCAUUUCGAGGACUUUUUUCCAUUGUUCAUUCAUCUUCUAACCUCUUAUUCUCAUUAUGGAAGCUUAUUUGCAAAGCCUUGCUGGCUGGACACCAGAGAGACCUCAGACUGCCAUGCAGGUGACAAAGGCAUGGGUUGCUUUUCCAAAAAUGUGAGUUUUGUUUUCUCCCAGUGGUGCUGCCAUUGCUGCAGAGCUGACUGCAUUUCAGCCAAUCUGUACUGAUACUUGUAUAGCUUCUCUCACCUGUUGCAUGCUGUCAGUGCACUCCUUGCAGUCGUACAAUGCCUCACUAGUAGGGAUGCUGGCAUCUUCACUUAUAGCACCAAAUACUGAUCUGCUCUGUGGCUGCAGACCCUCAGUGGUAUCACUCAGCUCUGUGUGUGACUGCAAAGCACUGCCUUCCAUAAACACAUCAGAUCACUGCUCGUCUCGCUCAUUAAGGCAAUUAGCGACCUGUAGAAGAUGAUCAUUCAGGGAUUUUAGCCCUCCUGACGUCGGUGUCUGGUCGACGGCACCAACAGAUGCCGUUUAUAGUCCAGCUGAUAAUCUCUCUCUUUCCAGCUUGUUAUUAUUAUCAUCCAAAGUGCCUUUUUGCUUCUGUGACCCAAACAGAAUCCCCCCCGCCACCGUUUUAGCAGCUAACAUCCACAAUGGGGGCAACUGAUCCAGCGCGGGAGUUAAAUAUAACCGUGCCUAGUGUAAGGAGAAGAGUGAAUGGGAAAUGGUUGGCAUUCCUUCUUCCUGAAGGCACGGCGAGAGAGGGAGCGGGCGAGAGCCGUGCACACACGCAGCCACACAGCCGCACAGACGCGCGGCCGGCGAGGAAGAGGAAGCGAGCAGGAGGCAGAGCAGAGCCCGCAGCUCGCCGUGCCCGCGGCUGGCAGCAUGUCCACCCUCAGCAUGGCCACCUGGGGACUGUACCUGCAGCUUCUCUCCUGCUGGGCUUUCUCUCAGAGCCCCUACGCUGACAAUGCCUUCUCACUCUCAGCAGAUCUCCCUUGUUUGGAACAGAAGAAGCAGCCUACCCACAGAGCAUGCUGCUUCCUCAUCCCGCCGCCGCCGCCCAUGUUUCCACCACCGCGCUUCAGGCACGACUGGAGCUCUAGGCUGCUUGAUCUGGACAUGAAGGAAUUGUGUCAAGAGCUCCAGACAACACAGGCCUCUCUGCCCGAGUCACAUUGCCCUGCAGGGCCUCCUGGCCCCCAGGGUCCACAAGGAAUUCCUGGUAUAAUGGGACCAAAAGGGGAGAAAGGGGAGAUUGGCAGGCCAGGAAGAAAGGGUAGACCAGGUCCCCCGGGUGUCCCUGGGAUGCCAGGACCAAUAGGAUGGCCUGGACCUGUGGGACUGAAGGGUGAAAAGGGAGAUUUGGGUGUGAUGGGAUUGCCAGGUACCAGAGGACCAAUGGGCUCCAAGGGUUUUCCAGGAACUAGAGGAGAAAAGGGUUCCAGAGGGGAUAGGGGAGACAAAGGAGUCAAAGGAGACCAGGGAGAAAUAGGCUCCCCAGGAAUGCUGGGACAGAAAGGAGAGAUGGGCCCAAAGGGACAAUCUGGAGCACCAGGACACAGAGGACCUAUAGGAAGACCUGGAAAACGAGGCAAACAAGGGCAAAAGGGAGACAUUGGACCUGUGGGCAUCAUGGGCCCACCUGGAAGGCCUGGUCCUUCUGGCCAGCCAGGCCCCCCUGGACCUUCAGGAUUAGGGCAAUUUGCAAUAGGACCAAAAGGGGAAAGAGGACUUCCAGGACCUCCAGGAAGAUGCCACUGCAGACCCCCACAGCAUGUGAAUAAUCCACCAUAUGAGGAAUCUGUGUUUGGACACAGGUAUCCAAAAGUCCCUGCGAUUUUUGUGGUGAAUAAUCAAGAAGAAUUGGAUCGGUUGCACACUGAAAAUGCCUUAGCUUUUAGAAGAGACCAGAGAUCUUUGUAUUUCAAGGAUACCUUUGGAUGGCUCCCAGUCCAGCUCACCCCUUUCUACCCUGUGGAUUACCGUGUUGAGGUUGGCAGUAUGUGUGGAGAUGGGAUCGUUCAGGAUGGGGAAGAGUGUGACGACGGCAACACGGUUGUGACGGAUGACUGCAUAAGAUGCCGCCGUGCUUACUGUGGAGAUGGCUACAGACAUGAAGGGGUGGAAGACUGUGAUGGAAAGGAUUUUGGAUAUCUGACAUGUAAAACAUAUCUCCCUGGGUCUUACGGAAAACUGCGAUGUACUUCUUACUGCUACAUUGACUCUACACAGUGCCGAUACUUCACAUGAGGGGAGCAGAGAAGGGCAGCAUCCCACACAUCAUGGGGUGCGAGGUGCUAUGCUAUUGUCUAUCCGCGAAGGUCUGGGAUUAAAAAAAAAAAAAGAAAAAGAGAAAAAGCCAUCUCUGUGUGAAAACAAACAGACUUCAUGCUUCUGAUGGCCAUUUUGAGAUGUUUGUUCUUUUUUUUUUUCUUAAUUAAGCCAGAUUCUGAAAAAAUAGGACCACUGUAUCCUGUCUUAAUAGAUAAACAGUGUUUGCCAGUAAGACUUGUGGGCUGUGUGUGGGGACUUUGUCACAAAUGCUACAGGAAACCAAAUGCCACUAACCAGGAAUACUGUGUAACAAGACAACAUUACCUCGGCUUAGCACUGUUCAGCCUAAAUUAAGUUCUUCAGGGUUUUUGUUUUUCAGCCUUUUCAGCAUAAACACAAAGCAUGUAUUGGACAUGGUGUUUAUUGAGACUUUCUCUUUUAUUACGAUGUGAACUUCCUUCAUGUUGUAUCCAGGGGGGUGUGAUGAUGGCUUCAGCGGCAUUGUGGUUAGCAGCACACCUUUGUGGCUCAGAGGAGCCGGCAAAUGCUUUAAAGAUCAGCAGAUGAGGCAAAAAAA